ACAUAUUUUUUUUCUGGUUAGUCUCAUUUAGUUCUUAAUCAUCCACAACUGUGAAACUGAUAAUGGAACCACAUUUUUCUCUGACAAACAAUUUUUGUUUAUAAUUUUCUUUCAUUGCAUAUUUGUUACUCUGUUCAAUAAGUCAAAAAGUAAAAAAAAGAAAGAAAGUUAUAAAUAUGGAACCUUCAAUAAUAGAAAAUCAAAGUGACGUUGUUGAAAUUGAAUUGAAACGAACUCAAAUAAUGCAAGACGUGAACGAUGGUCCAAACCGGCAGCAGACAAUGACAAACUAUUAUCAUUCAAAGAAAUCUGCGGCAGAAGGGAUGAUGGACAUAUCACUUCUCACAGCAAACGCAAAUCAAUUAAAAUUCAUUCUUUUUUAUAAUCGUGAUUCACAAACUUUCUACGGAGCUUUAUCUCUCAUCUCACUAUCUUUAAUACUUCAAAUUGUAGUUGGACUUUUAUUAGUUUUUCGACGACGCUUUAAAACGAGCGGACAGAAACGACAAGUGAGUACAUUAAACGAAUAUUUAGUGCUCUUAAUAUUUCUCAUAACAGUCAUCAACGUUCUGGCCGCAGUUCUAACCACAACUGAACAUUCUGCUUGAAGAAAAUGAUAGAACUAAUAAUAUUUAAUUAGAAAAUUUUAAUAAGACUUUAUAACAGAAAAUUAUUUCUAUCCUUAAUUUGAAGUUGAAAAUUAC
Molecule: messenger RNA, 704 nt
Organism: Clunio marinus
Lineage: Eukaryota; Metazoa; Arthropoda; Insecta; Diptera; Chironomidae
Source: the annotation of a GenBank genome assembly